Messenger RNA from Exophiala viscosa, 618 nucleotides. Its product is annotated as hit family protein 1. The record is from RefSeq and is a predicted model, not a curated record. Gene Ontology annotation, molecular function: catalytic activity. The transcript is spliced from 3 exons. Bases 94 to 495 code for a protein of 133 amino acids. Lineage: Eukaryota; Fungi; Ascomycota; Eurotiomycetes; Chaetothyriales; Herpotrichiellaceae. Gene Ontology annotation, biological process: nucleotide metabolic process.
UAUAAGUACCAUUUAUUGAUCGCUCACUACCACGAGUCGCCUUGCGUAUAUCUACGAAAAGACGCGUGCAGACGUCCGAUUCGACAAGUAAACAUGGCAGCCUGCAUAUUCUGCAAGAUCAUCAAGGGUGACAUUCCCUGCUUCAAGCUGUUCGAAUCAGACAAGGUCCUCGCCUUCCUCGACAUCCAGCCUCUGAGCAGGGGACACGCUCUCGUCAUCCCGAAACACCACGGCGUGAAGAUCACCGACAUCCCCGACGACGCCCUGACCGAGAUACUACCUGUCGUCAAGAAGAUCGCGGCGGCAAGCGGGGCGGAGAAUUACAAUGUCCUACAGAACAACGGGAGACUUGCACACCAGGAGGUUGACCACGUUCAUUUCCAUAUGAUUCCCAAAUCGAACCAGACCGAAGGCCUGGGUAUCGGGUGGCCUGCCACGUCGACGGAUAUGGAUGCGCUGAAGAAGUUACAUGCUGAUUUAAAGGCGAAGAUGUGAAGAAACCACGACUGCGCAAAACACUGUACAUAGGGUCAAGGAAGCGCGUCUGGCAAGAGCCUCACAAUUACGAUAGAUGUCAUUCCACUAUAUGACCACAAGCCCAACCUCUGUACGGCCGAC